AUGGAGGAUGUCGUCCAGCCUGCUGCACAAUUCUACUGUGAUCCACAGGCCCAAGCUAAAGCCCCGACCCACCGUGCCCAACUUCAAUCUUGUGAGCCGCUUGGAGAAAUUCAAUGUGCGCAACAGCUCGAGGAUACAGCCGAGGCGCCUCCGGUGCAAGGCACCAUGAUUGAUGUUCCAAGUCUGCCCUCUCAGGUCUCAAGUCUGGUCGGAAGCAGCAAUCUGCUCAGCCUACAGUCAAUGUCAACGACUCCGACCUCACUCAUGUCAUCCGGUGCACCGCUAUCCGGUGAGACAACACAGCGAGCGCAGCACAGUCUCCGUAAUGUCUCGACAGGAGGUUCUCCGAUAUAUGAGCUAUCGAGCGAGCAGCUGAAAUGCCAGUGGUUGGUUUUCCCCCGUCAAGAUUCUCCCAUGCUGUCGAAACCAUCAAUUGCAACCGUCGAGAAUGCUGCUGCUGCAAAGGUCUUCUUCGAGUCACACUUCAAUGCGUUGCUUGGGGUCAAUUCGUGCCCUCGCUCGAUGCGCAGGCGUAACCUUGAGCGCAAAUUGUUCGCCAUGGCGCUUCCAAAUGAGCAACGCCAACAGGCGAGACAAGAGUGGCAUCGUGCGGAGAGCAAUCACCUUCGCCAGACACGUGUUCUGAAAUCCAAAAGUCUCAUGCGACAGAAGACUAAGGGAGUGCAUAUUUCAAACUAUGAUAUUGUCCGCGUUCUGGGCAAGGGAAGUUUCGGAGUCGUCCGACUUGUGCGCGAGAAGAGCGACCCGUCCAGCGCUAGCGGGUACUCUACUGGGAGCAGCUCUGACAAAACAUCCUACGUGGACGGUACGAGUGAAACCGGAGGUCCAGGAGCUCAGAAGCAGGUCUUCGCCAUGAAGGUUAUUCGCAAAUCCGACAUGCUCCGCAAUAGCCAAGAAGGCCAUUUACGCGCUGAACGCGAUUUCUUGGUCGCUUCCGAGAACUCGAAAUGGGUAGUCCCGCUGAUCGCGAGCUUCCAAGACAACAAUAAUUUGUACCUGGUCAUGGAGUACAUGGUCGGAGGCGACUUCUUAGGCUUGCUGCUGCGCGAAGAUAUCCUUGACGAGGGUGUCGCGAAAUGGUACAUCGCCGAGAUGAUUCUUUGCAUCGAAGAGGCGCACAAGAUGAACUGGAUUCAUCGAGAUAUCAAACCCGACAACUUCCUUAUCACAUCUUCCGGUCAUCUGAAAAUCUCUGACUUUGGUCUCGCAUUCGAUGGUCACUGGACUCACAAUCAGACAUACUACAACGAGCAGCGAUACGCUCUGCUCCGCGAUCUGGACCUGCAGGUACAAGGUGAUGCUCAAGACUGCCAAGAGGAAGAGGAGAAGCGGGAGCGCCGAAAGGCGAUUGACCUAAUCAAUGGAAGGGCUCCUCGCGAUAGAUUCGUAGCCAAACAAGAUGGCGCAAGCGGGCCUAUUCUCGACUGGCUCAAUCGGACCCAAAAACGCCAAUUUGCAAAGAGCGUGGUGAGUCAAACUGUAUACAUUAUCUCAAAGACAUGGGCUCACCACAUCGUUUAG
Molecule: messenger RNA, 1542 nt
Organism: Didymosphaeria variabile
Lineage: Eukaryota; Fungi; Ascomycota; Dothideomycetes; Pleosporales; Didymosphaeriaceae
Exons: 3
Coding region: 1-1542 (513 amino acids)
Biological process (GO): peptidyl-serine phosphorylation; intracellular signal transduction
Molecular function (GO): ATP binding; protein serine/threonine kinase activity
Source: RefSeq, a predicted model, not a curated record